GUAAGUUCUCACCGUCGGAUCACGCUACAAUCCUCAUCAGUGAGCUUGUGAUAUCAAAAUCUCCGGUGGUGACCAUGGCUCCGAUUGCAGUUGGCGACGUUAUUCCGGACGGCACUCUGGCUUAUUUCGAUGAGCAAGAUCAGCUCCAGCAGGCUUCAGUGCACUCCCUCGCUGCCGGCAAGAAGGUCAUCAUUUUCGGUGUUCCCGGUGCUUUCACUCCCACUUGCAGCGUGAAGCACGUGCCAGGCUUCAUUGAGAAAGCAGGAGAGCUGAAAUCAAAGGGCAUUGAUGAAAUUCUGCUCCUUAGCGUUAAUGACCCCUUUGUGAUGAAGGCAUGGGCAAAAACUUACCCUGAUAACAAGGAUGUGAAGUUCCUGGCUGAUGGCUCAGCAACAUACACGCAUGCGCUUGGCCUUGAGCUUGAUCUUUCAGAGAAAGGCCUCGGCACUCGGUCCAGGAGAUUUGCCCUCUUGGUGGAUGACCUUAAGGUGAAGGUUGCAAACGUUGAAGCUGGGGGAGAGUUCACUGUUUCUAGUGCUGAUGACAUCCUCAAAGCUAUCUGAAUCACUGUUUCUAGUGCUGAUGACAUCAUCAAAGCUAUCUGAAUCCUUGGUUUUUAUCGUGCCUCGUGUCUCUGAGCAUUCCAUCCCUCUAGUUUUAUCGCUGCUAGCCAGUCUUUUGAUUUCAUUAUGGAUCUAAAAGUGUUUUGCUUAAACUAGUUUCGCUGGUGUUUGUGGAAAUAAAAAACUCUUGCCUCUUUUACCA
Vitis riparia (riverbank grape) is the source of this 765-nucleotide messenger RNA. RefSeq names its product peroxiredoxin-2. The transcript is spliced from 3 exons. Bases 75 to 563 code for a protein of 162 amino acids. Gene Ontology annotation, biological process: cellular response to oxidative stress; cell redox homeostasis; hydrogen peroxide catabolic process. Lineage: Eukaryota; Viridiplantae; Streptophyta; Magnoliopsida; Vitales; Vitaceae. The record is from RefSeq and is a predicted model, not a curated record. Gene Ontology annotation, molecular function: thioredoxin peroxidase activity. Gene Ontology annotation, cellular component: cytoplasm.